CAGAGAUCUGAUACAAUAACAACUCUUAAAAACUUUUCUCUCUUACUCUUUAUUUAUUUUAUAUCUAAAAAAUAGGGAUUUAUUCUUUCUUUCUUUCUACAUCGUCACCAACCUACCUACCUAAUCUCAUUUGUCUCCUCUCUCUCAGUCACUCAAACCCUCGAAAGCCUGCGAAGACAACUCUUGAAGCGUCUCUAUCUUUCUCGUCUUGAGCUUUCCUCAAAGAUGGCAGCAACAUCAGCAGCUUCUUCGAUUUCAAUUGGAUCAAACCUUUCCAGAGCCACCUCCUCCUCCUCAAGGGCACAAGCUGUGAACUUCAACUACUCUCUCCCUCGUUUCACCGCUCUGAGAUCAUCCACUCUCCUCUCUGGACCAGAAUCCUCAUCUUUCGCCAAGUCUCUCCGCGGUUCCGUAAUGAAAUCCCAAUCAACCGACACGAAGCCGUACGGAUUGAACAUCAACGCUUCCUACAAAGUGGCGGUCCUCGGUGCUGCCGGAGGGAUCGGUCAGCCUCUGUCACUUCUCAUCAAAAUGUCUCCUCUCGUCUCCACCCUCCACCUCUACGAUAUCGCCAACGUCAAGGGAGUCGCCGCUGAUUUGAGCCACUGCAACACUCCCUCUCAGGUUCGUGAUUUCACCGGACCGGCUGAGCUGGCUGAUUGUUUGAAAGAUGUCAACGUCGUUGUCAUCCCUGCUGGUGUGCCGAGAAAGCCCGGUAUGACCCGUGACGAUCUCUUCAACAUCAACGCCGGUAUAGUGAAGACGCUUGUUGAGGCUGUCGCUGAUAACUGUCCUAACGCGUUCAUCCACAUCAUCAGCAACCCUGUUAACUCCACCGUCCCCAUUGCUGCUGAGGUGUUGAAGAAGAAAGGUGUCUAUGAUCCCAAGAAGCUCUUUGGUGUCACCACUUUGGAUGUUGUGAGGGCUAACACCUUUGUUUCUCAGAAAAAGAACUUGAAGCUCAUCGAUGUCGAUGUUCCCGUCAUCGGUGGCCACGCUGGAAUCACCAUUCUGCCUCUUCUAUCGAAGACCAAGCCUUCUGUCAGCUUCACUGACGAAGAGAUCGAGAAACUCACUCUGAGGAUUCAGAACGCUGGAACCGAGGUUGUGGAUGCCAAGGCGGGUGCUGGCUCGGCUACUUUGUCUAUGGCGUACGCUGCAGCGAGAUUUGUGGAGUCGUCUCUUCGUGCUCUUGACGGAGAUGGAGAUGUUUACGAGUGCUCGUUCGUGGACUCCACUCUCACUGAUCUUCCUUUCUUUGCAUCACGGAUCAAGAUUGGGAGGAACGGAGUUGAAGCUGUGAUUGAGUCUGACCUCCAAGGGCUGACUGAGUAUGAGCAGAAGGCACUAGAAGCUCUUAAGCCAGAACUGAAAGCUAGCAUCGAAAAGGGUGUUGCAUUCGCAAACAAACCUGCUAACUAAGAUCUUUGAUCUCAUCUGAGAGAAACAUGCUUCGACAUUCGAGAGGAUAACAGUUUCCUUCUGAUCAUUUUGAGUUUUGUUUUGUUUUAUUUUUGUUGCAUCGGCGAGACAUUUUCUGGUUGUAGAAUAAAGAAUGUAUUAGCUUCUUCGGUUCUGAAGAUGUUGGAUACACGACAUUGAAUCAGAUUUUAUGAUGAAUCACACCAAAUAUCAA
Messenger RNA from Brassica oleracea var. oleracea, 1636 nucleotides. Its product is annotated as malate dehydrogenase, chloroplastic. Gene Ontology annotation, cellular component: cytoplasm; mitochondrion. Bases 226 to 1422 code for a protein of 398 amino acids. The record is from RefSeq and is a predicted model, not a curated record. Lineage: Eukaryota; Viridiplantae; Streptophyta; Magnoliopsida; Brassicales; Brassicaceae. Gene Ontology annotation, molecular function: L-malate dehydrogenase (NAD+) activity. Gene Ontology annotation, biological process: malate metabolic process; tricarboxylic acid cycle. The transcript has 2 exons.